Molecule: messenger RNA, 891 nt
Organism: Mugil cephalus (flathead mullet)
Lineage: Eukaryota; Metazoa; Chordata; Actinopteri; Mugiliformes; Mugilidae
Gene: stmn1b
Product: stathmin 1b
Exons: 5
Coding region: 134-574 (146 amino acids)
Biological process (GO): neuron projection development; regulation of microtubule polymerization or depolymerization; microtubule depolymerization
Cellular component (GO): neuron projection; cytoplasm
Molecular function (GO): tubulin binding
Source: RefSeq, a predicted model, not a curated record
CGUUUACGGCCGGUGGGUUUUUGCGCGAAGGUGCAGAUGUUGGCGGUGAACAGAGGAGAAGAAAGGGGGAGGCAGAGGUCUGCUCUUCAAGCUGAAGCACUUGACGUGGUGUUAAAGACGACAUUUCUGCAAAAUGGCAUCCCUUGGAGACAUCCAAGUGAAGGAGCUGAACAAGCGCGCAUCAGGUCAAGCGUUUGAGGUCAUCCUAAUGCCCUCAACUCCAGAUGCUAAGGGGGACUUCCCAUUGUCCCCAACUAAGAAAAAGGAAAUGUCACUGGAUGAGAUUAAGAAGAAACUGGAGGCUGCUGAAGGGAGACGCAGGAGCUACGAGGCCGAAGUGCUUAAACAUUUAGCCGAGAAACGAGAGCACGAGAAGGAGGUCAUCCAGAAGGCCAUCGAGGAAAACUGCAACUUCAGCAAGCAGACGCAAGAAAAACUCAAGCAGAAGAUGGAGGCGAACAAAGAGAACCGCUCUGCCAUGAAAGAAGCUCUCAAUGAGAAGUUCAAGGAGAAGGACAAGAAGCUGGAGCAAGUGAGGAAGAACAAGGAGGCAAAUAAGGGAAGGGAGAGCUAAUUUAAGCUGUUUUUUUGUUGGUGAUCUGGAAGACAAUCUCCAAAGAUAAGUUUUUAUAACUGCUGCAGUUCUUUGUUGUGUUAGUUCUGGCUAUGCUGUUGAAUUAAAGUCUGUUGUACUGGUUAGAUUUGUGUUACCUACUCCUUUAGAGUUUUUCUUUCCUUGUAGAUUUCACUUUGGCAGCUUAUUUCACUGUAAUUUUUCAACUGGUCAUCGUACUCCAUCAUAUGCUGUUAGAAACUGUUGAUAAUGCUGUAAGUUUGAGGAGACUGUAUGAUACAGUACUGAGGUUUUUCUAAUAAAGUUUAUUUCCACAA